UUAAUAUCUCAUUCAUAGCAUUAUGCUACACCAGUUUCCGUUCUGCGAUCAUGGGUUGCUGUAAAAGUACCAUUCCCGAGAAAAGAUAGUUUCGUUGAGAUAUUAAUUAUUUUUCGUUUGAACGCCGACAUUAAAAUUUCUUUCUCAUUUCUCGAAGGGUAGUUCCUUUUAAUAAAUGGACAAAUAUAUUAAUCUAUAAUGGAAGGCCCAUUAGAAGUAAAAGAUUCGACCGCAGGUGCAGAAGAACCUAUUAAAUCAGAAGUACCUGUGCAGAAUCCAGAUAGCAGUGAUCGGAGUGAUGGUGCAGUAUCACCUCCGCCAAAUUGUAGCAUUUGUUUGGGCAAAUUAGUGAAUACCUCAUUCACUGAUAGUUGCCUUCAUCAAUUUUGUUUUACUUGUUUACUUCAAUGGUCUAAAAUAAAGACAGAAUGUCCAUUAUGUAAGCAGACAUUCAAAUCCAUCAUACACAAUGUUAGAUCAGAAGAAGAUUAUGACCAGUAUCAUGUACCUAGAGAAUUUGCCACUUUUGAUCUUAAUUUUGAAUUGGGUCAUGCUAUGGAUGUUGGCACUCAUCGUUUUCAUUAUAGAACAACUAUGACAGGACAUCACAGACGCUCACAUGAAAUAGUGCUUAAUCCAGAACAGGUUGCAAGAAGAGAACAAUUACCUAGCAUAGCACCACAAGUUCCAAUAGGAGAGCGCUUACGUAGACGUGUAAAUCCAGCCGAUUAUCGUCGCACCAUUUAUAGGCUCGGAAUUUGGGCUACUGCAUUACCAGAUGUAUUUGGUCGCUUUCGCGAAUGUAGUGCUGAUUUUUAUCGGAGAGAACCGAGAGAAUUAAACCGACUUAUACCAUGGUUAAAUAGAGAAUUGCAAGUAUUACUUAAUAACAAUUCUUCACUUGUUGCAUAUGUAUUAAGUAUCAUAUUGGAUGCUCUUAGUCACUAUGAUAUCAGAAGCCCAGAAUUUCGAGAGUUAGUACGCCCUCAUUUCAGCACAUAUACAGACCACUUUGUACAUGAAUUACUUAAUUAUGCGCGAACUAAUUUCGAUUUAGUUGGCUAUGAUCAAUCCGUAACUUAUUUACCACAAGUAAUAUUCAUUAUAGGAUUGUCAAAUGAAUAUGUAUCACAUAUUUUGUCACCUGCAUCUAGCAGUACUAGCACUAGUUCUGAUGAUUCAGAUGUGCGAGUUCUAGAUGAAGCAAUCGAUCUUAGAAUGAACACAGAUAUGCCUAGUGUAGGACCACAUACGAUUAAUAUGCCUGGUCCAAGUACCGUAGCACAAACGUUUCAAUUGGAAAUCCCAUACAAUGUACCAGAUGUAUUAACUAUUUCCUCUGAUUCCUCCAUAUCAGAUAAUGAUUGCGAAGUGAUUGGUUAUGUGAAACCUCGUCAUGAAAGAACUCCAGAAAUCAUAGAAUUACUUUCAUCUGAUCCUGAAGAAAUAAACAUUUCUCACAUAUCAAAUGAUAACGCUCAAGUUCCAGCACCUGCUUCAUAUGAAGAUAUUGUCCAACCUAGUACAUCUCACAGUAUUAAGAACCGAGCAUUGGCAUCAUCAUCUAACGAAAGUAAUUCUGAUUCAGACAGCGAUUACAAUUUCCGAAGAAGCAGAAAAUAUCAAAGUCGUACUAGAAAACAUACGAAAAGAAGUACAACUAGUAAAAGGCGCAAGCGAUCUAUAGAAACAAGAGUUCGUAAUCGAACGAGUAGGAAUUUAUCCAGUUCAGGCGAAAGUGACGCUAGAAAAAAGGCAUCGAAGAGGAAUACUCAACGGCCGUCGAAAAGAAGAUUAAGUAGUAGUAGUAGUGACAGCAGUUCUCACGAAAUCGAAUCAAAACCUUUGGAUGAAAAAAAAUCGCGAACUUUACAAUAUUCUACGAAAGGCACUGUACGGGUUCGUAAAGAUUUAAUUAAGAAAGAAACUCGAUAUUCAGAUGAUGAAUCAUUCAGUAGUAAUAGUACUGAUUCAGACGAAGUUAUGAAGAAUGUGAAAUCUCGUACACUGCGAAAAUCUAAAAGGAAAUACGCCACUAGUUCAAGUGAUUUUGAUACGAGCAGAAAUGAGAAGAUAAUUAGAACAAGAGGUAAAACUAGGCAAGUAUCAGAUACAAAAGAAGCUCACCGAAAAGAGUCAAGAUACAAGAGUGAUCGACAAUCUGAGUCUAGAAGUAGCAGUGUAUCUUCUUAUGCAUCCCAAAAAGAAAAAAAAGAUAGUUCUAGAAGACGGGAAUCUCAACGAGAUAUAAGUGAUAAUGACAGCUCUUGGACAACCAGAGACGUGUUAAGAAAAGAUCGUGAAUUUAAAUCCAAGACAAGAGAAGUAAUUCUAAGUAGUUCAGAUUCCGAUGGAGAUUUUAGGUCGCACAGUCAAUGCAGUAAUUAUUCAAAUAAAUCGUAUACACGUAAAAAAAAAUCGAAGCAUAAAGAUAGGCAUAAAAGUAAAAAGAGGAAACGAUCCAGCAGUAGAACACAUAGUUCAUCAAAUCGAUCACGACUAACUCGCCGACAUCCAGCUUGAAAUUGAAAUAUAAUAUUGAAACAUUCCGAUUCGAAAAAUGAUUUAAUUAGAAAAAGAAAUAAACGUGUGUAACUCCUACAAAAUUUGCAAGGGGUUACAAAAGAUCUCAGGGUAACACCAAAUCAAAAUUGAUGAAAAUAAUGAUGCAUUUGAUUGUUAAUUGGCUUGGAUUCAAAACGAUAUCGCUGAAUUUAAUAAUUAAAACCAUUUAACGAUUACCUAUUUAAUUGAAGGUUACUAAUGAAUUUCUUUAAACUAUCAUGUGUACGUGAAAUACAACAACGAUAAAACAUGAUGAAUUCACAUUAAUUUUCGAUAUAUUCAUUUGUUCAUCAUCAUCAAUAUGGUUAUAAGGGUGCAGAGACAUUUAACAUUUCUAAAUGAAAACAUAUUGCAUUAUAUGAAAUAUUAUUUUAUUUCUCUAUAUUUUUAAUGAAAAUGGCUUCCACAUGUGUUGUAAAAUAUAUGAAAAUUGUGUAUAAAGUACUGACGUAAAAUUACAGGUUUUAUUUAUAAUUUUUUCUAAUGUAUAAAUUGUUUACAUAAAAGAUGCGACCAAACUUAAUGUGUUAAAAUUUAUGUUAAAUUUUGGGCAAUAUAUGGAAAAGAAAAUAUUCUGCAUAAACACGUACGAACAUAUAUAUAUAUAUAUAUGUAUAUAUGUGUGUGUAUAUAUAUAUAUCACUAUUACUUUCAUAAAGGAACUACAGUCCUUAUUAUAUUUCCCUACGACUUUAAUUCCCAAAGAAUGUUUGUAAAUAUAUUUGUAUGUUAUAAGCUAAUAAUUUAAUUAAAACUUUACACAGAUAUAAUUUUUUGUAAAGUACGUAGAUUUAGAAGUGCUAUAUGUAAAAUUAUACAUGUUAUGUAUGAAUCAUAAAGUAAUUAGUUUAUAACAGAUAA
Molecule: messenger RNA, 3426 nt
Organism: Bombus terrestris (buff-tailed bumblebee)
Lineage: Eukaryota; Metazoa; Arthropoda; Insecta; Hymenoptera; Apidae
Gene: Topors
Product: E3 ubiquitin-protein ligase Topors
Exons: 7
Coding region: 199-2523 (774 amino acids)
Biological process (GO): protein polyubiquitination; protein monoubiquitination
Molecular function (GO): metal ion binding; ubiquitin protein ligase activity
Source: RefSeq, a predicted model, not a curated record